AUGGACGAGGUUCACGAUGAGAUAAAGGAGGAGCUCUCCCAAACGGAAUUCGCAUGCCCAUCACUCAGCCGACUAUCGGGCGGCACGGCGAACUUCGUAUAUCGGGGCAAACUGGCGUCUACGGGGGAAUCGAUCGUCAUCAAGCAUGCCAAAGAUUACCUCGCUAGCAACAAAAGCUUCAACCUCGAUAUCACGCGUUGCGAACAUGAGAUAGCCAUUUUACGGGCCCUGGACAGCCUAUCACCCCAUUCAAAAGAUGACGUGACAGUCAAAACACCACGUCUGUUGUACUCCAAUCAAGCGACACACACGCAAGUGCUUGAGGAUCUUCCCAACUCCCUUGACCUGAAAACAUUUCUUCUCUCCGGGGACUCUGGUUCCUUAUCGGAAUCAUCCGCCCUGGCAAUCGGUCGCGCGCUUGGCUCAUGGCUACGCUCGCUUCAUGUCUGGGCGGCUGAGAAGGGGCAGGCUUCUUCCGAGCAGUUCUUGCGUGAGAACAAACCGAUGCAACAGCUGAAGUUCUAUGCCAACUAUACGUUGUUGGUCGAAAGUGUCAGUAGCUUCCCCGCCAUUCUGGAGGAAAGCCGCGGCAUCUUUGAACAAGUUCGCGAUCUAGCAGCAGCGGAACUGGAGAGGAGGGUUCAUGACGAUGAAUAUGGGGUCAUUCAUGGCGAUUUCUGGACGGGAAAUGUGCUUGUUCAAAGAAGUUCACUGGACACAGCAGAAGGGUCGACAAACCUAUUCGUUGUUGACUGGGAAUUGUCUCAAGUUGGCAAUCGGGCUCUAGAUCUCGGUCAAAUGAUUGCUGAACUUUAUGAGACAAAGCUGUUCAAACAUCUGGACAUUGGGCUUCAGAUCAUCCAGGGCUUCACGGCAGGCUAUGGACCGAUCAGCGAUGAAAUGGCUUUCCGCACGGCAAUUCACGUUGGUGUGCACUUGAUUUGUUGGGGAAGCAGGGUCCCCGGGUGGGGAAGCCAAGAGCAGGUUAAGGAGGUGGUCAAGGUGGGGAGGGAUAUCAUUGUCCAAGCGUGGGCGAAAGAAAAGACGUGGUUUGAAGAAGGUAGCCUUGGCUGCUUGUUUGCGAUUUGA
Molecule: messenger RNA, 1089 nt
Organism: Penicillium brevicompactum
Lineage: Eukaryota; Fungi; Ascomycota; Eurotiomycetes; Eurotiales; Aspergillaceae
Exons: 3
Coding region: 1-1089 (362 amino acids)
Source: RefSeq, a predicted model, not a curated record